AUGGGACCGCCGGUGCUCACCUCCACGGCCGCCUUGCGAGAAGAGGGCGACAGCCCAACAGCGACAGCGCCUAGCAUGGAGGAGCGUUGGAGCACGUUUCAGCGCCUCGCACAGACGAGUGAGGCAGCGUUUCGCAGCAUGAGCGAGGCCACCGCACGCCAGCACGCCGAAGUUGCCGCACAUCAGAAAGAAAUUGCCGCCUACCAGGAGAGUCAGCGUGUGCUUUCGGUGCUGCAACAGCAACGGCUCGACAGCCUGACGCGCGAGUGUGCGCAGCUGCGGCAAACCGAAGCCAGCAUGAAGGAGGUGGUUGCACACCAAGUAGAACGCCUUGUUGUCUUGGAGAGCGAGCUUCAGACUACGCGCGUGCAACUAUCGGAGAUUAGGCUCGCUCAGGCGCAGUGUGUCGAGGAACGCAACAGACUCCAGCAGGCUUGCAAGAUGCACGAGGUUCACACGAACGAAUUGCAGGCGUCGCUGCGGUUUGCUGACGAAGUGGUACGCUCGAUGCGGCAGACGGUGGCCGCGUGCGAGCGGGAGAAGAACGAGGCCCUCAUGCAGCAAUACAGCAACUUCGAGUCCUACCGAAACGACCUCAUCGCCGCCUACGACCAGCGCGCCGCGGAGGCGCGAGACGAGUUCGCCAAUCGCGUGGAGUCUCUUCAAGCUGACAUGCUGGAGACUGUCGCGAAGCGUGAGGAGCAGCUCAAAGCGAGCUGGGAGGAAACGGCGACGAGGAUGCGCUACGAGUACGACGAGCUGGUCAGGCUAGGUCACCAGCGUAGGGCUGCGAUGGACACGGAACUGCGAGAGCGGAAGGAGCAGCUUGAGCGUGACAAGGAGUUGAUGCGAGUGCAACAGCGCGAGGAGGCGGACAUGAUGGAGCAGCGCUUCCGUGCACGCGAGGAGACACUGCUCGACGACAUCGCUCGCCGCGAGCGCGAGCUGCGUGAGCGAGAAGCAGCCCUGCGCGCCGCCCAGGCGCAACAAGAGGUGGAUGUGCAGAGACGGCUACAAGCCAGAGAGACAGAACUGCGGGCGGCUCACGACGCCGCGCUGAAGCGCAUGGCAGACCAAGCAGCCGCAGACCGGGAGAAGCUGUCCGAGAACUUCAUAGAGCGACUUCAGCAGCUCUCCAAUGCACACAUGCAGCAGGAGCGGGAGCUGGAGCGAAUGCACCGUGAGAAAGAGCGCGAGAUGGCGCAGCGCUACCGGCUGAGUGGAAUCGACGGUGGCGAUCGUGGCGAUGCCCGCGACCGCAGAGCGACCGAGUAUGCCUUGGCCAGCCCCAGCAUGGCGAAGGAGGCGCUCUUGAAGAAGUUUGAAACGGUCGAGCAACGCCAGCGAGAACGCUCUGACAAACUGCGCUCUGCGUUCUCCGCUAAAGACAGCGAGCAACAACCUUCACUAUGA
Leishmania mexicana MHOM/GT/2001/U1103 is the source of this 1413-nucleotide messenger RNA. RefSeq lists its product as hypothetical. The transcript has a single exon. Bases 1 to 1413 code for a protein of 470 amino acids. The record is from RefSeq and is a predicted model, not a curated record. Lineage: Eukaryota; Euglenozoa; Kinetoplastea; Trypanosomatida; Trypanosomatidae.